AUGAAGAACGGUCAAAGUUCCGGCUUUAAUCGUGGUAAUAAUGGUGAUAGAAGUGGUAGCCGAGGUGGGAACGGCCAUAACACGAGAGGAACUGGUGGUGGCGGUAGAGGCAGUAGAGGUAAUAGUGGCUAUCGCCGUGAUGGACGUGAAUAUGCUGACCGUAGACGAGGUGAGACUAGCGGAGAUAGUAAUGAUAAUACUUCAAGAACACCAGCGCUUAGAAUUAUGGAAAUAAAGGAAGCACAACAAGAUAUGAAUAUGACUAAUUUUCGUUCUUCCGAAUUAACUUAUAAUGGUAGUGACCGAUUAGUUUUCAUCACCAAUGGUGAACCGAUUAAAAAUGUAUGGAGAAAAUUUUUAAAGAAAGUAAGCCCUUUUGGUCAGGAUGAUGUUAGACUUUUCGUUAGUUCAGCAUUAGUAGCAACGAAUGGUUAUGAUGCGGAAGAAUUCGUAACAGAAUUAGCCAGUACUAAUGGUGGUCUUAAACGAUUAAGAGACAUCAUAAAUUAUCCUUCAAUGUCAUGUGAUGCAGGACUCGAACGAGACGUAUUAUCUUUUCAAUACGUUAUAUUACCUUUAUUGGGGUUAUUAACCAGGACAGCUAUUACCGAAAGUAUUUUGGAAAAAUAUGUUCAUGCAAUAUAUACGAUUGUCUAUAACAAUCUUGACCCUUUCUUUUAUCAAAAUGUCAUGAAAAUGAUGGAAACUUUGGUGCAACGUAAUUCUGUUGUUGACAAUCAAGUUAGUGUGGAAACAUUAUUAGAGCAUGAACAACAUUCGUUUAUUCCAUCUUCUUUAGGAAUAUUUUUCUUGAUAAUCGUCCGACUUCUCGCAGAAUUAUUAAAUCGUUUUAGAGAGGCAUCUAUUAAUAAGACAAUGCAUAACAUUGUUUAUGAUUUACAACGAUUAAAGACCACAUAUCAACAUUCUAUUCAACGGGAACCAUCGUCUACAAUUUCAACAGAUCCGUUGAUUAACAAUUUGGAGACGAAAAAUUAUUUUUUCAUGGUACUAGAUAAAGAAAUGAAAAACCUGAGUAAACUUCUGAAUAAUGGACGUAAUAGUUUAAUGGGUGAACAAUGUCCAGAUAAAGAUGAAUUGCAUUUAAUGCAUUAUAAUGAACUAGCCAGGAAAGCGGCAGCAGAAAGGUCGUAUGAUCCCCCUGGUAAAUUAUCAAAAGAUGGACAAAGACACGAUAAUGACUUUGAAGAUAUUUCAAACAUAUCAAUUAUUCCUACAAAGGAAGAAAUAUUAUGUAAUCGUACACCUUUUUUGCCAUAUUCUCUUCCUGAUGCACCACAUUUUUUACCUGAUGGAGCUGCUAAAUUAUUUGAUACACAAUUUCGCUUGUUAAGGGAAGAUAUGUUAAAUCCUAUUCGUAAUGGUAUAUCAAGCUUCAUUAAUGCAUUAUCGCAAGAUUGGAACUCUUCUAAAGAAUUGCGUAAAAUUUUAAAGGAAGGAGGUAGAUUUAAAUAUAACAAUGGUACGAAUGAAAAAGGUCAUCUGCAAGUAUAUACUCAUUUACAAUUUGCAAAUAUUACUUGUGAUAGGAGAAAGGGAUUUUCUUGUACUUUAAGAUUCACCCCUCCAAAAAUUCGUAAUGCUAAAAAUGAAAAAGAUCGAAAAAUAUUUUGGGAGAAAAGUAAAAGAUUAUUAACUGGUAGUUUAAUUACCUUAUUAUUACCAAAUUCACAAUCAGAUGAAAACAGUACCUCUGCCACUAGUUCGGAUAUGUAUUCAAUUUAUUUUGGAGUGGUGAUAUUAAGAGAUGAGAAGAUUUUAGCCAAAUAUGCUAAAUAUGCCGAUAUUGAUAUCCAUUUUAUUGAUCCAUCCAUUUAUCCUAUCGCAUUCAUGGUUGAAACAACGGGAGUUUAUUUUGAGGCUUACAACUAUGUUCUUAAAACUCUUCAAUCUACAAAUCCCUCGGCUCUCCCUUUUGAAAAAUAUCUUGCGCCCAGUCCUGAUAACUUGGUCGAUAUGAAAGGAAAGAAUAAGGAAGGGUCAAAUAAUAUUAAGGUUGAACCACCAUUAUAUACCAGAGCACCUGGAUUUGAAUUUGAUUUGUCGGUUUUAUGUACGAAUGAUGACCAAAUCUCAAAUUUGAAAUUAAAUGUCGCCGAUUCAAGUAGUCAUGAUGAAGUGACAAAAAAUCUUACUCGACAUAGUAAAUUAGAUGAAACUCAAGCGAAGGCAUUGGUAUCCUCUUUAACACGCGAGAUUGCUUUAAUCGAAGGUCCACCCGGCACCGGAAAAACGGUUGUUGGUGUUGAAAUAAUGAAAGUAUUGUUAGCCGAAGAAAAUCGAAAAGCAAAAAUUGGUCCUAUCCUCACUAUAUGCUUUACCAAUCAUGCUCUUGAUCAAUUCUUGGAACAUUUGCUUGAUGAAAAGAUAACAAAUAUUGUUAGAUUAGGUUCACGAACAAAAUCUGAAAAAAUUAAAGGGUUUAGCUUAGAAGAAGUCUGUAAAAAUCAUAUUCGAAAUGGGAAGCAAUCAUAUUUCAUAUCAAAAUUGCAUAGAUCAUUAGAAGAAAUUGAACAAGAAGCUACCGAAGUAAGAAAUAUUUUACACAAAAGGUGGUUGAAAUGGGCCGAUGUACAAGAAUAUCUGAUGACCGAAGAAAAAAUGUUUUAUAGUAAAUUUCAUCGCGGACGUGAUGAUGAUUUACCUAAUUGGGUUUUGGAAACUAAUGGUGAAUUUAGACUUGUUCGAAAUAAACGGAAUAAGAGAAAUAUGACUAAAUUCGAGAAAUGGAUAAGCGGAGAUGAUUUGGAAGUAAUAAAAAAGAGAAAAGAAAUUUUGUCGAAACCUCAAAGAAAAAAGAAGAAGCGUAAUAAUCAUAAUCGAUAUGGUGCGUUAAGGGAAAGUGAAGAAAGUGAAGAGAACACGACUGAUGUUGAUGGAUUACAAACCGAUUAUGAGACUAUACAAUGGAUCAAAAGUUACAAAGAACCGAAAACAAAUCGUCCUUUAAAUGUAUUAUUAAAUAAUUAUUCAAUUUGGAAUAUGUCAAGGACAGAAAGAAAAAGGCUUCAUGAUCAUUGGCGUACUAAGAUUCAUCAAGAAUUUAUAGUAAACCUAUCAAAUUUACAAAGAAGACAUGAUGAAAAACGUAAAGAAAUGUGCGAUAUUUAUGAUGAAGGAAGUCGUCGAGCGUUAUUGAGUAGUGACGUUAUUGGUAUGACCACAAAUGGCGCAGCCAAAUUUCAAAAUCUAAUUAGAUCCAUUGGACCUAGAAUUAUCAUUUGCGAAGAAGCUGGGGAGGUGCUUGAAGCACAUAUCCUUAGCGCAUUGACUCCAUCGACUCAACAUAUAAUAUUGAUCGGUGAUCCUAAUCAACUUCGUCCGAAACUCGCCACUUAUUCUCUUAGUAUGGAUUCAUUAUUAGGAAAAAAUUAUCAACUAGAUAAAUCGUUAUUUGAAAGAUUGAUUCGAGGUGAUAAAGCGGUUAAGUUAGAAAAAGCUCAAUUAUUGACUCAGAGACGUAUGAGGAAGGAAGAAAUUUCCGAUUUAAUUAGAUAUACCCUUUAUCGAAAUGGCGAGAAUACCGCCGUUUAUCGAAAUUUAAUAGAUGGCGAGAAUACUGCAAAAUAUCCAAAUAUACGCGGCGCUCAACAUAAUGUUUAUUUUAUUGAUCAUAGACGUCCAGAAGAUGAUUCCGGUGAUGAAUUUGCAAUGCAAUCUCAUGCGAAUACUUAUGAAGUUCAAAUGGUGGUGGAGAUGGUUAAAUAUUUCGUUAGGAACGGAUACAAUAAACCUGAUGAUAUAGCCGUACUUACUCCUUAUUUGGGGCAAAUGAUUAAAAUCCGAGACGCUUUAGCUGAAUCAUUUGUUGUUACUUUAAGAACUGUUGAUAAUUUCCAAGGUGAAGAAGCCAACAUAGUCAUCGUUUCUUUAGUUCGUAAUUACUCCGAAUCUGGUAAUGAUUCUAUUGGAUUCUUGAAAAGUCCCAAUAGAAGUAAUGUAUUGUUGUCACGUGCUCGACAAGGAAUGUUUCUCAUCGGUAACUCUGAACUAAUGGCAUCAAAAUCUGAUAUGUGGGCUCGAGUAAUUGAAAUAUUACGUAAGCGAAAUCAAGUUGGGGAUGGGAUGCCGAUCGUAUGUAAUCAGCAUUCUAACUUUAAGCAAAUUGUUGAACCUGAACAAUUUGCGCAAUAUAGUCCAGAUGGAGGAUGCAACGAGCCAUGUUAUUCUUUGCUUUCUUGCGGACACGCGUGUGCUUACAAGUGUCAUUCAGAUGAUCCUGAACAUAUUGGAAUUAACUGUCAAAAACUUUGUUCAAAAUUACAUUUGGAAUGUAAUCACCCAUGUCAAAAUCUUUGUUUUGAAGAUUGCGGAAGAUGUAAAUUUUCCAUAGGUGACAUUACGUUACCGGAUUGUGGUCACGUGUUAAAAAACGCCAAAUUUCAUUGCGAGCAUUCAGAAGUCGUUCACUGCUUUGAAUCUACUGAUAAUGUUAAGUGUAGUAAGAAAUGUGGAAAAAUUUUGGAAUGUGGCCAUGCAUGUUUAAAUGAAUGUUUUAGGUGUCAAAAACUUUCGACUCCACAAGAUAAACCUGAAGACGAAGAGCAAACAGAAAAUAUUACCCCUAUUGAAAGGACAAAGCACGGAAAAUGUAAGCAGAUAUGUAAAAGAUUAUUAUUUUGUGGGCAUACAUGUGGACGACCUUGCCAUGAUGGGAACAUGUGUUCGCCGUGUAAUAAUAAAUGUACUGUAUUAUGUAAACACACAUCAUGUACUGUCAAGUGUCUAGAACCUUGUGUUGUUUGCGCAGAAAAAUGUUCAUGGGAAUGUGAACAUCAAGGAAAGUGCGAGUUGAGCUGCGGAGCUCCUUGUUACAGAUUACCUUGUGAUGAAAAAUGUAAUAAAAAAUUAGAAUGUGGGCAUAAAUGUGUUGGAGUUUGCGGAGAAAUUUGUCCUUCAAAAGAUUUUUGCGCUAUCUGUGCUCCUGAAAAGAUUAAAAAUCAAGUACCAGAUUUAAUUGAAAAUACUACGUUUUGUGAGGUAGAUUGGGAUAAGGAAAGGAUGAUCGUCCUUUCUUGUGGACAUACAUAUACCAUGACAACUAUGGAUAAUUAUAUGGAGAUGGAAAAUUAUUAUGAAGUUUCAAAGGAAGAAUGGGCAUCAGUUAAAAACCUCCCAACUUCACCAUCAAAUAUCAAAACAUGUCCAGAGUGUCGAGCACCAAUCAAAAACAUUAGGAGAUAUGGAAGAAUAAUAAACAAAUGUACCCUAGACAUACAAAACAAAAAAUUCUUAAUAAAAUAUGAUAGACAACUAAAAGAAAUUACCCAAGAAAUUAUUUCAAUUGAAGAAAAAAUGAAAUAUAAUCGAGAUCAAUUAAAAUUUGAUUUAAAUAGUUUGCCUGAAGUUGAUGUGAGACCAAGAGAAGUCGUAUUGAAAGAAUAUUGUGUUAUAAGCGAUGAAUUACCCGACAUCACACCUUUUCAAUAUUUUGAAAAUGUUAAAAAAUAUCAUGGAUUUGAAGAGAAUAGUGAAAAAGUUUGGACAACUCAUGUUGGAAAAUUAUUAAAAUAUUAUAAGAAAUUAACUUUUAUUCUUUGUGCUACACAAAGGCCACCUCAUAAAAAAGCUUUUGAAGCUGCCGUCUCAAGUUUAUACCGAACCAAAUUGGCAAAGAAAGAUGCUGAGAAGGAUUUAACAGUUGAAUUAUCAAACCUUAAAAUUCAAGAUCCUCCAAAUACCGAAACAUUAAUUUUACAAGAUGCAUUUUCUCAAAUAGGAAUUUCAAUACCACAAGUAGAUCAUCGAAUUUAUUUGGACACGCUUUUUGAAAUGAUCAACAUACAAAAAAUUCAAUUCCAUGAAGUUUUAUUUAUAAUUCAAGAAAUUUCAAAGGUAUCAAUUAAUACAACAAUCGAAAAUUCCGUAAAUAUUAAAGAUGUUUGGAAAAAAUUUGCCGAAAGAUUACAAACUUCUAUUCGAAACCAUCUAAUUACCUUUAAGGGCGUAGCAGAAUCUACCCAUUAUGGUAGACAUCUACUUUUAAUUAAUGUAGAAAUAUUGGAAUUUGAUCUCAAAAUGCUUAUGUAUCAAUUGAGAUAUCCACCUAAUGAAAGUGGAGUUGUUAAUAAAGUACUUCGAACGAAAAUUAUAGAGAAUUGUGUAAGGAUUAAGGAAAGUAUUGCAUAUAUAUUUAAAAGUGAUGGAUAUAAUAAUGCUGAGGAGACCCUCAAGAGCGGCAUUCAUGUGAGGUUAGAAAAUUUAUCGAAAAAUUGUGACGAAGUUGUAAUUUGUGCCGAGAAUCUAAGCAAAACUUUAAGUAUUGAAGAAAAAUUAGACGUUCAUCGCGCCAUGAAAACAGAAUUUCAAAGUUCAGGUAUGGAUGUUAAUUAUGAAUGUGGUAGGGCUAUGGAAACGAGUAGAUGUCCGGAUUGUAAUGCGGAAAUUGGAGGAGCAAGUCAUAAUUUAAUUGAUGGAAAUAGAGUAAAUGAAGAAUUUAAUUAUAUGUAA
Messenger RNA from Funneliformis geosporum, 6471 nucleotides. Lineage: Eukaryota; Fungi; Glomeromycota; Glomeromycetes; Glomerales; Glomeraceae. The record is from the annotation of a GenBank genome assembly.